GGGCGUAGCCUAUGCGCCUUCCUGACUCGGCAGCCGGGAGCCGCCGAGGACGGGGCUACCAGCCCACGGUGCUCCCGUGGCCCGGGCCAAGCCGGCUCAGAGGGACCCACCGUGCUGCAGGCAGCAUGGCACAGUGGCAGGAGGUGCAGAGCUUGGCCAACACGUACCUGGAGCAGGUACACCAGCUGUACGCUGCGGCCGCGCUGCCCAUGGUGGUACGGCAGUGCCUGGCCGCCUGGAUUGAGGACCAGAACUGGCGCCAGGCGGCUGAGCCGCUCUCCUCCCACGCCCGGAUGCUCUUCCACUCCUUGCUGGCGCUGCUGGGCGAGCGCCUGGGCAGCCCGGGGCUGGGCGACGAGGACUUCAUGCUGAAGCACAACCUGCGCAAGGCCCGCCGAGACCUCCAGGCCGAGUUCGAGGAGUGCCCGGAGAAGUUUGCCAACUUGGUGGCCAACCUGCUGCAGGAUGAGCGGCGGAUCCUGCGCCUGGGGCAGGCGGGGGGGAAGGGAGGGGCAGCCCCGGCACCCAGCGCACCCCCAGAGAGCGACCGGGAGCAGCAGAUCCAGCGGCGCCUAGCCGAGUUCCAGGUGGCCCUGCAGGAGGCCGAACGCGCCUUCCGGCACUUGGAAGACAUGCAGGACGCCUUUGACUUCUGCUUCAAGGUGCACUACCUGCCGGGAGAGAACAGGACCAGCGAUCCCCAGUACACCCAGCAGGUCCAAGCCCUCCAGGCCAAGCUGCAGAUCCUGGACCGGCAGCGGCGGGAGGUGCUGGCUCAGAUGCAGCAGCUUCUGGGGCGCAGCGAGACCCUGCGGGACUUCCUGCUGCAGGAGCUGGGGGCCUGGCGGGAGCGGCAGCAGCAUGCCUGCCUGGGGGCCCCCGUCGACACCCGCCUGCGCCCGCUGGAGACCUGGUUCACAGAGCUGGGCCAGGGGCUCUUCCAGCUGCUGCAGCUGCUGCGGGCGCUGGGGGACCUGCGGCUGAAGGUCACCUACGAGAGGGACCCGCUGAAGGCAGAGACCCCCCUCCUGGAGCAGCGGCUGCGGGAGCUGCUCGCCUACCUGCUGCAGAGAGCCUUCGUGGUGGAGCAGCAGCCCAGCAUGCCCAACGCCUGCAAGCGCCCGCUGGUGCUGCGCACGGCCAGCAAGUUCUCGGCCCGUGCCCGCCUGCUCGUCCGCCUCCACGACCGCAACCACCGCAUGGAGGCCAAAAUCUACAUCGACAGGGACCCCCCCAAGAUAAAAGGGUUUCGCAAGUUCAACAUCUUGACGUCAAGCAGCAAGACCCUCCUGGCAGGGGACAGUCCCCAGGACGGGCUGGUCUGCGACUUCCAGUAUCUCACGCUGAAGGAGCAGAAGGACAGCAGGUCGGGCAAGGGCGGCAAAGGCACCGGCGAGGGUCCCCUGGUCGUGACGGAGGAGCUGCACCUCAUCACCUUCACGCUGGCAUACGCCUACUGCGGGCUGGAGCUGGAGCUGGAGACCUCCACGCUGCCCUUCGUCAUCAUCUCCAACAACAACCAGCUCUCCAGCGCCUGGGCCUCCAUCCUCUGGUUCAACAUGCUCAGCAGCAACCCUAGGGAGCAGCAGUUCUUCUCCAAGCCGCCCCCGGCGCCCUGGCCGCGGCUGGCCGAGGUGCUGAGCUGGCAGUUUGAGAGCGUAGCUGAGCGGGGCCUGGGCAGGGACCACCUCCUCAUGCUGGCCGAGAAGCUCUUCGGCUCGAAGCCAUCUCCAGAGAGCACCCUGGCCUGGCCCAAGUUCUCCAAGGACGGUGCCUCCGGCUUCUCCUUCUGGGCUUGGCUGGACGGGAUCCUGGGGCUGCUCCAGGAGCACCUCAAGCAGCUCUGGAAGAACGGGCUCAUCCUGGGCUUCGUGAGCCGGAAGCAAGAGAAGAAGCUGCUGAAGGGGAAGCGGACGGGGACAUUCCUGAUCCGGUUCAGUGAGAGCAUCCUGGGGGGUGUCACCUGCACCUGGGUGGAGCACCCCAAGAAUGGUCCCCCCGCUUUCCGGGCCGUGGUUCCCUACACCACAGCCGAGCUGUCGUCCCUGCCGCUGCCCGACAUCAUCCGCGACUACCAGCUGCUGGUGGAGGAGAACAUCCCCGAGAACCCCCUCCAGUUCCUGUACCCCGACACUGCCCGCGAUGAAGCCUUUGGGCCCUACUACAGCCAGCGGCAGGAGGAGAAUCUGACGGAGCAGAAGAAAUAUCUGAACCGGCGCCUCAUCCGCGUGUCAUCCAGGCAGGCAAAUGAGUCAUGGCAGACCGAAGAGGAGUUGGUGGCUGCUACAGAAGACCUGGAAACGUUGCAGCUGCAGCCCGGUGGCCUGGGGACACGGCAGCCCGGUGGCCUGGCACCGCUGCAGCCUGGUAGCUCAGAGAUGCUGCAGGUCACCACUGGGAACCUGGGCACGCUGCAGCCCUCGAGCCCGGGGACGGUGCAGGUGAUGGCUGCGAGCCCAGGGACACUGCAGGUCACCUCUGGGAACCUGGGCACGCUGCAGCCCUCGAGCCUGGAGACAGUGCAGGUGAUGGCUGCGAGCCCAGGGACGCUGCAGGUCACCUCGGGGAACCUGGGCACGCUGCAGCCCUCAAGCCCAGGGACGGUGCAGGUGAUGGCGGCGAGCCCAGGGACGCUGCAGGUCACCUCUGGGAACCUGGGCACGCUGCAGCCCUCGAGCCUGGGGACAGUGCAGGUGAUGGCUGCGAGCCCAGGGACGCUGCAGGUCACUUCUGGGAACCUGGGCACGCUGCAGCCCUCGAGCCUGGGGACAGUGCAGGUGAUGGCUGCGAGCCCAGGGACGCUGCAGGUCACCUCUGGGAACCUGGGGAUGCUGCAGGUGGUGGCCACGAGCCCAGGGCCACUGCAGCCUGGGAGCUUGGGGACGCUGCAGCCAGGUCCCCAAGGCUUGGAGCCACCCCAGGUGUUGCAGGUGGGAUCCGGGGUCACGGAGCUGCUGCAGACAGGGCUUGGGGACCUGAAGCCACAGCUGGUGCUGCAGCUGGUCCCUGAGGGGCAGGGGACGCUGCAGGUGGGACCAGGAGCCCUGGGGACACUGCAGCCAGUGGCUGGGGACAUGGGGCUGCUGCAGCCAGCAUUGGGUGCUGUGGAGCCGGUGCUGGUCCCCAAGGGGCAGGGGAUGCUGCCACCGGAGCUGAGGGACCUGGAGCUGCUGCCCGGGAGCCAAGAUGUGGAGGAGCUGCUGUCACUAGUGGAGGGGCUGGAGCCGGGCUCGGGGACACUGGAGACACUGGAGGUGGCGGAGCUGAUGCCCGACAUCCUGGAAGCCGUGGACGAAGGGCUGGGCCCCGGGCUGGAGAGCAGUGCCGCGCUCUUGGACCCCCGUGACCCGUUCCUGCCGCAGCCCGAGGACACAGCCCUGCCCGCCGUCAGCUCCCUCUUCACCGCCGCCGACUUCCCCCCGCUCCACAUCAACGCCAACGACUUCCAGUGACUCCCCCCAGUCCCCCCCCUGUAAAUAAACCUCUUCCCCUCCCA
Messenger RNA from Tyto alba (common barn owl), 3496 nucleotides. RefSeq names its product signal transducer and activator of transcription 2 (gene STAT2). The transcript has 24 exons. Gene Ontology annotation, biological process: defense response; type I interferon-mediated signaling pathway; regulation of cell population proliferation. The record is from RefSeq and is a predicted model, not a curated record. NCBI's taxonomy places the organism in Eukaryota, Metazoa, Chordata, Aves, Strigiformes, Tytonidae. Gene Ontology annotation, molecular function: RNA polymerase II cis-regulatory region sequence-specific DNA binding; DNA-binding transcription factor activity, RNA polymerase II-specific. The coding region runs from base 12 to 3452 and encodes 1146 amino acids.